This is a messenger RNA of Adineta steineri, 951 nucleotides long. Lineage: Eukaryota; Metazoa; Rotifera; Eurotatoria; Adinetida; Adinetidae. The record is from the annotation of a GenBank genome assembly.
AUGUCAGUGGCUGCAGACGUCACUGCUCAAACGCUCAGUGCAGAUAAUGACAAACCAUCGACUGAUCAAGAACCACACAUCCGUGAACAUCCAUUUAUGAAAGAAUUUAUUACAAGUGGUUUGAGUGUUUCUAUUGCAAAUGUUGUUACAUUACCUAUUGACGUACUAAAAGUACGUUUACAGUUAGCUAAUUCUGCUAUGACAACAUCAGAAAAAACAAUGACCUCAGGUCUGAUAGAAACAACAAGAAAAAUCUAUCGUCGCGAAGGUAUUAAAGCAUUCUAUUCUGGUCUUACCCCAGCAAUUGUUCGUGGAUUAUUUUAUGGUGGUGUACGACUUGGUGCUUAUGGACCAAUAAAAAAUAUUUUAAAACGUCUUGUUACAGAUGAUAAACAAGUAGCAAUUAAAUUACUUCGUAAUGUUUCAGCUGGUUCUUUAUCAGGUGCAAUAGCUGCCAUUGCAUCAAAUCCCGUUGAUUUAUGUAAAACGAAAUUACAAGCCAAAGAUUCACCAUAUACAUCAUCUAUACAUGUGAUUAAAGAUGUUGUUAAACAUCAUGGAGUUAAAGGUUUAUGGGUUGGUACUGUACCAGCUGCUAUUCGAACAGCUGCUCUCACAGCGACACAAUGUGUAACUUAUGAUCAUGCAAAACGUUUUUGGAAAGAACUAACCGGUUGGAAUGAAGGAAUUAGUUUACAUUUAGGUGCAUCAUUAAUUACUGGAUUGGUUACCACAACAGUUACUGCACCACUUGAUAUGAUUAAAACAACUAUGUAUGCAUCAGGAGAUUAUGGUGUUGUUGAACUUACAAAUAAAAUUGUUCAUAAAGAAGGUGUGCGAGGAUUAUUACGAGGAUGGACAGCGGCAUAUGUCAGACUUGGUCCCCAAACUGUCGUUAUAUUUCUUGUAAUGGAAAAAUUACGUCAAUUUUCUGGUCUUUCUGCAUUAUAA